Molecule: messenger RNA, 3507 nt
Organism: Ogataea angusta
Lineage: Eukaryota; Fungi; Ascomycota; Pichiomycetes; Pichiales; Pichiaceae
Exons: 1
Coding region: 1-3507 (1168 amino acids)
Biological process (GO): SCF complex assembly; protein ubiquitination
Cellular component (GO): nucleus
Molecular function (GO): protein binding
Source: RefSeq, a predicted model, not a curated record
AUGGCCCUCAAUGACCUCGAGAAGGAGAUCGUGAGCAACCCAGACGCGUUUUCGAGCGAGGCGCGGAUCCAAUACGCCAAGAUCCUUCUCCACUGUCUUGACGACGAGUUUCCCGAGGUCCGCACACAGGCAUUGAAAUGCUUCGAGACGCUUACUCCGCGUCUCGGCGGCUACGUUGUGUCUGUGGUGGCCGUCUUGAGUAAGAAGAAGCCCGAGAAAAUCUCCAUCACCUCCACCAUCUACACCAUGGCGAUCCACAACAUUCUGAAGAAUUUCGUGGCCAACGAGUCUGUGGCGCGCGACGUGGCGAACUGCGUGCUGGGCGAGGUGUUUGAGGUCGGAACCGCCGCUUUCCACACCACCAUAGACUAUAUUGAGAUCGUGACUGAUCUUAUUGAAUAUCUGGGCAAAUACCUGACUACUGCCCAGCUAAACAACAUGGCCGAGCUGCUGGCCAGGGCGUGCUACGAGGCAGACAUAGUGAUUGCAAAAAAGUCUGUUUUGGCGCUCGGAUUGGUGGCUCGCAACUUCACCUCUGUCGAGCAGCUGCAGAAGCUCAUCUCCUUAAUCGAUAAAACAACCACACACAAACAGCAGGACACAACCCUGAAGGUUGUGAGCAACCUUGUGCGCUCGAACGCGAAGCUGAUGGCCCAGAUCGUCCAUCAGGUCCACCCAACCGUGCUCAAUGGACUGUAUUUGGAUACACUCGGCAAGCCCGACGACGACUUCGACGCCCAGCAGGAGACAGAGGAGACCCGUGCCGAGGCGCUUGGGUGUCUGGUGGCCAUGUUCGAGUGUCUUCCGAUGGACGAGUACGUUUCUGGGUCGCUGGAGCUGGCCGCACGCUUUAUUGGUUACAAUCCGUAUAAAGACGACGCAGAGGAGGAAAUGGACGACGACGACGUGUACGAGCUCUCCGAUCUUGACGACGACGACGACGACGACGGGUCUGGACUGUCGUGGAAGCUGCGACGCGAGUCUGCAAGACUGGUCAGUGUUAUCCUCGAGAAACACCCGUUGGCUCUCACGACGGUUUUCCGAUCCGUCUUCGAGCCUCUUUUGGGCCAGCUGCAGGACGACAACGGCGCUGUUGUGUCGGAGGCGCUACGAACGCUCACCAAAAUCUUCCGCUUCAGUGUCCAGGACGGUCCGUACUACACAUUGAAGUUCUUCAACUCGUUGAACGACUACGCCAGCGGCCGGCGGGGAUCGGAUGUCAGCAUGCAGAGCGACGAGGACCCGUGUGUUUAUCUGGGCAGCAAAAGCGCGGACAUCUGCGAGUCGUUCGGCAAACUGCUUGUGGCAAAGAACUCGUCGAAACUGUCGCUGCUGUACGACUUCUUUGUGGAGUUUUCCAACGCGACAGACGGCUGCGAAACGCAAUGGGCGCCGGCGUUGAUGAACAAGCUAUUAGACUUGAGAGAGUCCAGCAUCACGUCUGAGGUGAUCAAGUUCUACGCAGCAGUCCUAAAGAAAUACUCUCUGAAAGACCUUGGAAGCAGCUCUCAGAGAGUCAUUGCCGACAUUGUUGGCUGUGUCGCGUCCUCGUCCAAUCACGAGCUCGUGCUGGAGACGCUGGGAUUGCUCACCGAUGUGCUCGAGCACGAGCCCGGUGCACAGCUCCCGAGCGUCGAAAAGGCACUUAUAGAAAAAGCCUCCAACAAAAACUACUCGACCGAGAUCCGGCAGAAAGCGCUCGUCUGUCUGUGCUCGCUGGUCACCAAGUCGGAGGUUUCCGAACUGCAAACUGCGUUGAGAGUGUUUGUGGACACCAUAACGAUCGAGUUUCUGGUGGCCGUGGACCUGCAGUGUAUUGAGACUAUCGUCUCUCGCAUUCCGCAAAACCUGUCUAGCGACUGGUAUCAUCCGAUUGUUUUACAGCUGGUUGAAUAUGUCACGAUUUCCGAGCUCCAGGCCCAGAGUCUGAACACGCUGGCUAGUUUGGCACCCAACCUGGACGAGACGGACGGUUUGCUGGCUUUCGACCGCAUUGUAGCGGCCAGCGAGGCAAGCAAAAUCGCCCCGGAAAAUGCUGUGUGCGUGUGCAAGAUUCUGAGCGUGCUGGCUACCAAGGUGGCCGUGCCAGACGUCGACCGACUCAUCGGUUUGCUAGUUCAGUUCUCCAAAGCCCCUAGCUUUGACCAGGACACGCUUGCCAGCCUGACGAACGCCAUACUCAGCCAAAAACCGGCCAAGCAGUUUAUCGAGGUUGUGCUGGAACACGGCGCACAUAGCGACCCAAACGUGUCCAAGAUUCUGGGUUUGGUAAGCGUGAGCGACAAGAACUUUGCCUCCAUUGACGAGACGCUCCAGAACCUGAACAACAACGAAAACGUGUUGUUCUCCAUCACGUUUCUGGACCAGGUGUCCAAAUCCAUGGACUUGGAAACGGGACUGGCGCCGUUUGUGCGUCAUCUCAGCGGUGACGAAGAGGUUAAAUCCGCUGCUAUUUCUGCGAUCGCCUCCGUUGUGUCAGGCAACCCGAACAAAUAUUUGGACGAGUUGACAAAGCAGAUUGAGCAGGGGGCCACGGUUCCUUUGCUGCAUGCUUUGAAAAUUGCUUUGCAAAAGAUCAAUCUCGACACAGCGUCCUCCAAGCACCUAUUCAACAUGCUACUCAAGUCCGACCUUGAAAAAACAGAAGCUGUGGAAGCAGCAGCUGAGAUAGUUGCUCUUCUUGCAGUCCACGACUCGCUGCUGCCGGAUAUGUGCUCCAUUCUUUCUUCCAGCCCGUCGCGGACACAGAAACUGGUGCUGGGGUCCACCACCAAACACGUCCUUGUUGACCCGUCGCUGGAGUCGGCUUUGGUUUUGCUGUCCAGGUAUCUCGAGCUAACGUCCGUGGAAGAUUACAUCUUUAGUCCCGAUCUGGAACUGAAACAGCUUGGAGUUUCCAACCUCAUCUUUGCUCUGCACAAAAAGCCUCUGGUUGCUCUUCCGCUGGUGUCCAAAAUCAUGCCGCGUUUGCUGGAGACAGAGCUGGAGCAGAAAAAGGAGUACGUCGAGGUGGUCCGGAUCGGUCCUUUUAAACACAAGCUGGACAACGGUCUGAACUACAGAAAGGGGCUCUACGAGAUGGUGUAUUCGCUGCUGACCACCCUUGAGACCAAUCCGCAAUUCUUGGUGAUCAGCCAGGUCGACUGGAGCCAGGUGUUCGAGAGGUUUGUGGCCAGAGCGUUCAAGGACGACCCAACAGUCAUUUUCAUCUGUCUGCUGACGCUCAUCAAAAUCAUCAACCUCCAACCGACGAUUUUCGCUGGGAACCAGACCCUCGAAACGUUCAUCGCAGCAUGCUCCAAGGUGCUGGAUAAAAAACUCAAGGACGACGCUCCAAAGCAGGAGCUCGAGAAACGCAACGACACCGUGCGCGCCGUCCUGAGAUGCUGCAGAAAAAUCAACACCAUGGUGGAGUCUGGCCAGCUGAAGCUUGACAGCUACUCGAGCUGGUCGAACUUUGUCAGCACACUGAAAACCAAGUAUCCCAUAUUCGAUGUUGAGGAAUGA